AAAAAAUAAUACCUGUAUAGUGUUCACAUUUUUCUCUCCUCUUUCUUCUCUCUCUCCUUCGAUCACAUCACCUAUGGCCAGUCUAUGGCGAGCAGUGAUGGGCGACAACACAACUCCAUCAACCGACGACUACGACGGAGUAGAAUUCUGGGUCAACCCUGAACGAGCCGGCUGGCUCACAAAACAAGGCGAGUACAUAAAAACCUGGCGUCGCCGGUGGUUCGUAUUGAAACAGGGGAAACUGUUUUGGUUCAAGGAAGCGAAUCUCAGUAGAGGAUCGAAACCGCGUGGCGUUGUUCCGGUGGCUAAUUGCCUUACAGUGAAAGGAGCUGAAGAUGUUCUGAAUAAACAAUUCGCGUUUGAGCUUUCAACUAGGUCCGAUACUAUGUAUUUUAUUGCUGAUUCGGAGGAGAAGAAGGAGGAAUGGAUCAAUUCGAUCGGACGGUCUAUAGUGCAGCACUCUAGAUCUGUUACUCGUGAUGAAAUUCUCGACUAUGACAAUGAUAGCCGGAAAUAAAAUUAUGGUACGUGUAUCUUUGUUUUUUUUGGGAAAUUAAUUAUUUUUUCUAUGGUCGUAGUGUGAAUUGAGUAUAUAAUUUCUGGUAUUUGAAGCUGUAAGUACUCUGUUUGAAUUAUGAAUCUUGUAAAUUUGCUGUCAUUUCUGAGUUGAAAGUUUCUCCUUUGCUUUUUUGA
Messenger RNA from Solanum stenotomum, 693 nucleotides. Its product is annotated as pleckstrin homology domain-containing protein 1-like. The transcript has a single exon. Lineage: Eukaryota; Viridiplantae; Streptophyta; Magnoliopsida; Solanales; Solanaceae. The record is from RefSeq and is a predicted model, not a curated record. The coding region runs from base 74 to 517 and encodes 147 amino acids.